Messenger RNA from Anarrhichthys ocellatus (wolf-eel), 1767 nucleotides. Its product is annotated as immunoglobulin superfamily member 22-like. The record is from RefSeq and is a predicted model, not a curated record. NCBI's taxonomy places the organism in Eukaryota, Metazoa, Chordata, Actinopteri, Perciformes, Anarhichadidae.
AUGGGUCGAGUGAGGCAGAUGUCCUCCUCAUCCACCUCCUCCAACUUCACCUCCUCCAUGAGCUCCCCCAAGCUACGAAAAGUUGUGCAGGCCUUGUCGAGCACCUUGGAAGAGCACUCUGGGAUCCAGCGUAAGACCUCCGCUGUGGUGGAGUCCUUCAGCCAGGUACAGAAAUCCUCCCAGAUCCCCGAGGGAGAGUCUGUCCCAGAUUUUGAGGAGAAGCUGCGGCCCGUCACUGCCCAAGAAGAUGAGAUCAAAAAUCUGACCCUGGAGGACGCUGAUGUCUACAAGUGCAUUGCCUCCAACAAGCACGGAGAAGCCAUUUACUCUGAAUCCCUCAUUGUUACAGAAAAUCCAGCGUUGGAUUUCAAAAAGAUGCUGAAGAAACAGUAGGAACACAAGCCUAAGAGAGAGGAGAAGAGGCCACCUACAGAGGAGGAGAUGCUAAAGAUCCUGGCUGGAGCUGACAAGAGGGACUACGAGAGGAUCUGCGCCGAGCACGGCUUCACCGGCUUCAGAGGCAUCCUCAAGAAGCUGAAGGAGAUGAAGAAGAAAGUGGAGGUGGAGAUGGUACGCGUGCUGAAGCCCCUGGAGGACAUCACUGCCACAGCUGGCACCAGCAUCGUCUUUGUGAAGGAUCCAAACAUCAGGAUGCAGUGGUUUCUGGGCGCAGAGCUGCUGCGGAUCCAGUACUCUCAUGGAAAAUACGAAGUGAAACAGAUGGGAACCAAGCACCUGCUGUGCAUUUCUGGCGUGGGCCUCAGUGACACGGGCACCUACACUCUGCAGGUUGCAGACAAGAGACUGUCAGCCAGGCUUAGCGUCAUAGGUGAACCUCUGAAAUUCCUGUCUGACUUCAAGCCCAAGAAAGUGACGGAGCGCCAGACGGCCACGUUCCAGGUCGGUCUCUCCAAGAAGACCGAUGCACCACUCAUAUGGAAGGUAAAGGGAAAGGAAGUAAAAAGAGAUGAAAAGUUCGACGUGUCCUUGUCUGAGGAUGGGCUGACCUACACUUUGAGGAUUAAGGAUGUGAAAGUCAGUGACACUGGAGACUACACCAUCAGCAUCGGAGACCUCACUGCCACCGUGCCACUGAACAGAAGGAUUCCCAUCAAGUUCACCAGCCAUUUUAAGAACGUCUGCGUGCAGGAGAGAGGCAAGGCCCGCCUGGAGUGUGAGAUGAGCUCCAAGGACGUGCACGUUCGCUGGCUGAAAGACGGGUGUGAUACCGCAGCGAGUCGUCGCCACUUCUUCAUGCGCGAGGGAAAGAGGACAGAGGUGAUCAUCGAGGACUGUGAACUGACGGACGAGGGAGAGUACUCGGUCAUCUGCACUCAGGACAACGACGCUCACGAAUACGUCACUUCUGCAUAUCUGACCGUGGAUGAGUGUUUUGCCUCCCUGAAGAGUGGUAUGUCAGAUGCUCAGUGCCCCACAGGCUCCCCUGCAGAGCUGUGUGUUGUCCUUGAUGAGGAGAAGGUGGACGGAGUGUGGCUGAAAGAUGGAGCGGAGAUGUCGGAGCUGAGGGGGGUUCAGGUGGUCAAACAGGGAGCCGCUCACAAGCUGAUCUUCUCUGGCGUGACUGAUGCUCAUGAGGGAAAGUACACCUUCAGAGCCAAGCAGGCCGAGAGCGAGGCUGGGCUCACUAUUGCAGACCCUGCAGAAAUGGAUUCCUCUGUGCUGGACUUGUUGGGGGCCCGACCUGACCAAGCAGGCAAACAAAGAGAAGCUUAUUUUAUAAGAAGUCUGCUUCACCCGUCGCUGUGA